AUGUCGACCCAAGUCCGCACCUUUACGGCUCCCAAACCGCUGGGCGAGUCACUCUCUAGUGCUGCGUCCAUCGCCACAAACCUGCAGUCACCCUAUAUUCCCAGAUCUGUCCCUACAUACCCGGACAUCCCUCGCUACAACGCAGGUGGCUCCCGGGCUCAGAUCAAGCCAAGCUCCAUGUCUGCCUAUGUCAACGACCAGGCCGGCGGGAACGGUGGUAUCACGUUUGCCCACCAGGACAGCCUGCCGAAGCUGCCCAUCCCAGAGCUGGAGAGCACCCUGCAAAAGUAUCUGACCGUCCUACGACCACUGCAGACGACGCGCGAACAUGCGGAGACCAGAAUCGCAGUGGAGGAGUUUCUCAGGCAGGAUGGGCCUGAGCUGCAGGAAAAGCUGAAGAAAUACGCCGAAGGCCGCACGAGUUACAUUGAGCAGUUCUGGUACGAUUCAUACCUGAACUAUGACAACCCGGUUGUGCUUAACCUCAACCCGUUCUUCCUGUUGGAAGACGACCCGACACCGGCGCGCAAUAACCAGGUGAACAGAGCGGCGUCGCUGAUCGUGUCGUCGCUCAUGUUUGUCCGAGCCGUACGAAAAGAAGAGCUGCCACCGGACACAAUCCGCGGGACUCCGCUGGACAUGUACCAGUACUCGCGGCUGUUUGGCACGGCCCGCGUGCCUACCGACAACGGGUGCCAGAUCGAGCAGGACCCCGAGUCCAAGCACAUCGUGGUGAUGUGUCACGGCCAGUUCUACUGGUUUGACGUUCUCGACGAUAACUCGGACCUGAUCAUGACGGAGCGGGACGUUGCGCUGAACCUGCAGACAAUCAUCGGCGACGCGACACAGACGCCGAUCCAGGAGGCUGCCAAGGGGGCACUGGGGGUGCUCAGCACGGAGAACCGCAAGGUGUGGUCGGGGCUGCGCGACGUGCUGACACGAGAGGAGGGGUCGAACAACGCGGACUGCCUCAGCAUCGUGGACUCGGCGCUGUUUGUGGUGUGUCUGGACUACACCGAGCCAGCGUCGGCGGCGGCGGUGUGCCAGAACAUGCUGUGCGGCACGAGCGACAUCGAGAAGGGGGUGCAGAUCGGAACGUGCACGAACCGGUGGUACGACAAGCUGCAGAUCAUCGUGUGCAAGAACGGCAGCGCAGGCAUCAAUUUCGAGCACACGGGGGUGGACGGGCACACGGUGCUGCGGUUCGCUAGCGAUGUGUACACGGACACGAUCCUGCGGUUUGCGCGGUCAAUCAAUGGCCAGGCGCCGUCGAUGUGGAAGUCGACAAGUCCCGACCCGGCAAGGCGCGAUCCGGAGAGCUUUGGUGACGUGACGGCGACGCCGCACAAGCUGGAGUGGGACAUGGUACCGGAGCUUACGAUUGCGGUGCGGUUUGCGGAGUCGCGGCUGGCCGACCUGAUCGAGCAGAACGAGUUCCAGUGCCUGGACUUUGGGGCCUACGGCAAGAAUUUUAUCACCAGCAUGGGCUUCUCGCCAGAUGCAUUUGUGCAGAUGGCUUUCCAGGCGGCAUACUACGGGUUGUACGGGCGGGUGGAGUGCACGUACGAGCCGGCGAUGACCAAGGUGUACCUGCACGGACGGACGGAGGCGAUCCGCAGCGUGACGGAGGAGUCGGUGCACUUUGUACAGACCUUUUGGGCGGACAACCAGGCGGAGCUCAAGGUGGAAGCACUGCGACGGGCGUGCCAGCGUCACGUGACAUCGACACGGGAGUGUUCCAAGGCACAGGGCUGCGACCGGCACCUGUACGCGCUGUUCUGUCUGUGGCAGCGGCUGGCGGACGACGAGCUCUUCAGCAACACGGGGACGGGGACGAGCAGCGCGGACUAUGGCAGCUCGUUCGGGUCAGAGCGCGGCUUCAGCCCGGUGCCAGAGGAGAACGGCAGCGUAAAUAGUCACGGGAAUGGUCACGUGAACGGCAACGGUAGCAGCAGCAACGAGACGCCGGCGCGGGCGCGAGGCGACAGCACGGGGUCGCGGCAGAGCGGGCAGCACAUGCCGGCGAUUUUUCUGGACAGCGGGUGGGACAAGCUGAACACGACGAUCCUAUCGACGUCCAACUGCGGCAACCCGUCACUGCGGCAGUUUGGGUUUGGACCCGUGUCUGGCGACGGGUUCGGGAUUGGCUACAUCAUCAAGGAUGACGGGAUCAGCAUCUGCGUGUCGAGCAAGCACCGGCAGACGAAGCGGUUCGUCGACACGCUCGAGAGCUAUCUGCUGGAGAUGCGACGAGUGCUGCGAAUUACGAGCCGGCGGUUGGGGUCGAUAUCGUCGAAGCAGAUGUCACGGGCGCGUGAGAUUGACAAUAUGCGGCCGCGGCCGCCAACGCGAGUCAAGUCACGCGGUCGUCUGAUCACCGGCGGCGACGUGAUCAAGAGCAUGUCGCGUUUGGGGACGGAGUCGCCGACGACUGACAGCAUGGCGAUGAGCGAAGACGACGAGUUGGGCGGAUACGGCUUCUUUGAUGCAGGAAUGCUGCUGCAGGCACUCAAGGCUCGCAACGAGGGUUAUGACCUCGGCGAGCCAAAGCCGUCGGAGAGGGCGUCUCGACGUCGGGACAUUGGCAAGAAGCUGCGGCUGAUCGACUACUAG
This is a messenger RNA of Grosmannia clavigera kw1407, 2613 nucleotides long. RefSeq names its product carnitine acetyl transferase. Gene Ontology annotation, biological process: carnitine metabolic process. Gene Ontology annotation, molecular function: carnitine O-acetyltransferase activity. The transcript has 3 exons. The record is from RefSeq and is a predicted model, not a curated record. NCBI's taxonomy places the organism in Eukaryota, Fungi, Ascomycota, Sordariomycetes, Ophiostomatales, Ophiostomataceae. Bases 1 to 2613 code for a protein of 870 amino acids. Gene Ontology annotation, cellular component: mitochondrion.